Molecule: messenger RNA, 2126 nt
Organism: Papilio machaon (common yellow swallowtail)
Lineage: Eukaryota; Metazoa; Arthropoda; Insecta; Lepidoptera; Papilionidae
Exons: 12
Coding region: 124-1554 (476 amino acids)
Molecular function (GO): protein binding; peptidase inhibitor activity
Source: RefSeq, a predicted model, not a curated record
CGCGAAGGAGUAGCAGUUGUGCUCGAGGCGUCGUGGGAGUUGGUCACAUACACGACCAGGCAUAAGACGCUGCCGUUUUAAAUUUCUUGUGUUGUGAUUAUUUUAAUUUAAGGAUUGUGUGAAAUGCAGUGGUUACUAGCUGGUUUACUAUGUUGGGCGACGCUUGCGAUUGGAAGCGAACUGCCAGAUUUGUUAGAAACAAAUCCAUCAGUGGAGGUGCAGUGCUUAGCUGGCACAGAAUGGAAGAGCAACUGUCACAGCUGUCGAUGUCUAUCCAGCGGCAUCGCGGAGUGCUUCAAGGAGGAGUUAUGUGACACCAGUAUAACUGCGGACCCUAUACCUUGCAAGCCGCAUACAGUAUUUAGCAGGGACUGCAGCAGCUGCAUCUGCCUACCCAACGGCAAAGCGCAGUGCACGCAGGCCGUUUGCAAUCGGUCAAACAUUCCAAAGAAAUCCGAGCUAUUAUCGGGUAAGGAGUGUUCACCGGGAUCUAAAUGGUCAAGCCAGUGCAACGAGUGCCACUGCACCAGUGAGGGAUAUGCGUCCUGUACUGAAAUGAAAUGUCCCGGACAGGAGAAUGAGGCAAUGCUACGCUGCGCUCCUGACACCGUCUGGAUGAAUGAGUGCAACACAUGCUGGUGUACUACCGAUGGUCGGGCCAUGUGUACUAGGAUGGGCUGCAUGGUGUUACCAGCAAUUGAUUUCAAAGAAAAUGCCACGGAAGAACCUAUUAUAUCAAAGGUAUUAAGAUCGGAUGUAAAGAAAGAGAACAGCACAAAGGCGAUCAUCUGUUCAGCGAACAGAAUGUUCAUAAAAGACUGCAACACAUGUUGGUGCAAUGAAGACGGAACCAGCUACUUCUGCACUAGGAAGGUCUGCGUCAUGGAAGUACCGGAUGAAAUUACAGAAGAAUUGUCAGAGAACGCUCGCGUAAUAAAACAGAAGUGUCGUCCGGACGAGGUAUUUGAGAUGGACUGCAACAUGUGCCGGUGCAAUCCCGAUGGACAAUCAUAUUCUUGUACUAGACGAGCGUGUUACCCUGAUGAUGAUGUACAGAAAGCCGACAGUAUCGUAGAAAAAAAAGAUAAGGUAUCGUCAAGGAAGAGACGUGCUCCUCCACAGGAGCCGCCCAAGGCGUGCCAGCCGGGACAGGAAUUCCGCAUCGACUGCAACAAAUGUCUCUGCAACAACGAGGGUCACGACUUCUCAUGCACGCGCAUCGACUGCGCCAUGCUCAACAGUAACAAUAACGGUGGAGUCAGGAAAAAGCGAGAAACGACAGAAGAGAUUACCACCAACUGUUCCGCGGGCGCAGCAUUCCAACGCGCCUGCAAUGUAUGUCUUUGCGGAGCAGAUGGUCAGCGAGCGACAUGCACCACACACGACUGCGACCAGGUCAAAACUAGCGAUGGACUAAAUGCACCGGAAUCGGAUCCUAACUUCCGAUGCAACCCAGGAGAACAGUUCAAGCGAGAGUGUAACGACUGCACGUGUUCCGCCGACGGCAAAAGCGUUUUUUGUACUUUACGUUACUGUUCCGUAUACACGCCCUGAAUGAAGCAAAACUUGAGCACUGCAAAUGUAACCUUAAAACAUGGUGAUAAAAUACAUUAUCGAUUUAUCCGAGGAAAAGAGUUACUCUUAAGUUAUAAAAGAUGUAUCUCUUUUCGUCGGAUUGAUCGAUUUUCACUCAGUUGCAUUUGAUUUUUAGUGCAAUAUCGUAAAAUACGACUUACCUCCUAUCAUCCUUUCAGCGUAAUUCAUAUAUUUUAUACUUCGAGACAUGAAAGUACACUUGGCACGUAGGGAACAAGAGUAUUUGUUCUGCGCGACGUGCCAACUCAAACUCUUCUGCUCAAACCCUACUAUACACCCACAUUACUAUACAAUUACAGUGGCUUACAAAAUUGUUAAUAACAUAAUAAUGGCUUCCGCAACCGUAUUAGUUUAAUAUAGUAUAAGAUAAAAAAUAUUCUUUGUAGCAAAUUCGAGAAUACUAAAAUCUGUGUAAGCUCCACUUUCAUGUCACGAAGUAUACUUCGGUGUUGACAGCAUUAAUAGUAUUUUAUUUAUAUGCCAUAUUAGAUGUCACAUUUUUAACACUGGCCGUUUUUAUCGCAAUUUUU